AUGGCGAAAGCACAGACAUUCGAAGACAAGCUUCAAACUUGCAUCGCCGGAUCACUGCGCGAAGAGUACCCGUACACGCACACAUCCACCAUCAACAAUGCCUCGAGCCUCGCAGCCGGCGCAGCGGAGAGAGCAGUGCUUUGGGAGAAGAGGCAGAUUGAGCGUCAAGGAGUACGUCCUCUCGACUUCAUGGACCUGCCACCUGAGCUCCGCAGCAGGAUCUACGAGAUGGUGCUGCGGUUCGACCACUUUGGCGACAGAGUCAUACAAUUCGACCAGACGCCAAUGUUCUGGUUUGAGAUUAAACCGGGUUACCGUCAUCCAGCUUGCCAGCCGGCUAUCACAAGGGUGUCUCGUCUGCUGCGGGAAGAGACGUUGAAGAUGUUCUACAGCAUCAACACUUUCUCCAUCAGCCUGCCAGAGGCUUUCGCUACGCUGGAGGCUGGCAGGAAGCCAGAAUUCGAGCAAUGGCUGGAGGGGAUUGGCGAGACGAAUGCUGCCAGGGUUGGGCGUGUCAUCUUGCGUUGUACUCGGAGCGGUUGUUGUCCGGACGUAGAUGCGACGCGGCUGCGCAUCUAUCUGGGUGACAUGGAGGCGUUGACCCGUAUUGAGCAGGUGAUGCGCGUUGCUGUGAUUGAUCAUGACGGGACUACGCAGUAG
This is a messenger RNA of Recurvomyces mirabilis, 660 nucleotides long. RefSeq lists its product as uncharacterized. The transcript is spliced from 2 exons. Lineage: Eukaryota; Fungi; Ascomycota; Dothideomycetes; Mycosphaerellales; Teratosphaeriaceae. Bases 1 to 660 code for a protein of 219 amino acids. The record is from RefSeq and is a predicted model, not a curated record.